ACUCGGGUCACGCAGUCUCUCUCUCUCCCUCCUCGGGGAGGAACUGCCGCGCUCCGGCUGACUCCUCCGCCGGCGGGCGGGGCGGGGGAGGGGGCUUCGGGCGCGCUGGGAACCGCGGGACCCGGACCUGGGCGCCGCCCGCCGGGGGACGCGCGGCCCCCGCUUCCGCCGGGCCCCGCUGAGCUCUAGACAAACCUCCGCUUCAGAAAUAGGCUGCGGGCGGCCGGCUAGGAGGCUUGGCCCCCAUCCCGGGACCCCCGCCGUCCCCGGGCCGGCCGGCCGGUGGGCGCGAUGAGCCAGGUGCUGGGGAAGCCGCAGCCGCAGGACGAGGACGACGCGGAGGAGGAGGAGGAGGAGGAUGAGCUGGUGGGGCUAGCGGACUACGGAGACGGGCCCGACUCCUCCGACGCCGAUCCGGACAGCGGCACAGAGGAGGGAGUUCUGGACUUCAGUGACCCCUUCAGCACUGAAGUGAAGCCGAGAAUCCUGCUCAUGGGCCUGAGGAGAAGCGGCAAGUCGUCUAUUCAGAAAGUUGUCUUUCACAAAAUGUCUCCCAACGAAACUCUGUUCUUGGAGAGCACUAAUAAGAUAUGCCGGGAAGAUGUUUCCAACAGCUCCUUUGUCAAUUUUCAGAUUUGGGACUUCCCAGGACAGAUUGACUUUUUUGACCCUACGUUUGACUAUGAGAUGAUCUUCCGGGGAACAGGAGCACUGAUAUUUGUCAUUGACUCACAGGAUGAUUACAUGGAAGCCCUGGCCAGGCUCCACCUCACGGUGACCAGGGCCUACAAAGUGAAUACCGACAUCAACUUCGAGGUGUUUAUUCAUAAAGUGGAUGGUCUGUCAGAUGACCACAAAAUUGAAACCCAAAGAGAUAUUCACCAGAGGGCAAACGAUGACCUUGCAGAUGCUGGAUUAGAAAAAAUUCACCUCAGCUUUUAUCUGACAAGCAUAUAUGAUCAUUCAAUAUUUGAAGCUUUUAGCAAAGUGGUUCAGAAACUGAUUCCACAACUCCCAACUCUGGAGAAUUUGCUGAACAUCUUUAUCUCAAAUUCUGGAAUUGAAAAGGCAUUUCUAUUUGAUGUGGUCAGUAAAAUUUAUAUUGCAACUGAUAGUACUCCAGUGGAUAUGCAGACCUAUGAGCUCUGCUGUGAUAUGAUAGAUGUGGUUAUUGACAUCUCUUGUAUUUAUGGUCUCAAAGAAGAUGGAGCAGGAACCCCCUAUGACAAGGAAUCCACAGCCAUCAUAAAGCUUAAUAAUACAACCGUGCUUUAUUUAAAAGAGGUGACAAAGUUCCUGGCUCUCGUUUGCUUUGUCAGAGAGGAAAGCUUUGAAAGAAAAGGGCUAAUUGACUAUAAUUUUCAUUGCUUCCGGAAGGCCAUUCAUGAAGUUUUUGAGGUGAGAAUGAAAGUAGUAAAAUCUCGAAAGGUUCAGAAUCGGCUGCAGAAGAAAAAGAGAGCCACUCCUAAUGGGACCCCUAGAGUGCUGCUGUAGGUGAGGUUUCAGGAACGUCUUUUGAAAUCAGAUCUUAUCCAUGAGGGUGCUGCGCCAUGUUGCACUAAAGGAAGAGGAAGAAGGAGAUUGGGACACAUACCAUUGAUUUGUUGUUAAAAAAAAAAAAAUUCCUGCAACCCUCUUGAUCUUCUCUUUUAUAAAUAAAGUAAGCACUUUGAAGCAAAAACUUGUAUAUUAACAGUGAUGUGAAAUCCAUUGUCAUUUCAUUACACAAAUGUAAACUUUUAUGGUCUGUAGUGAAAAAAAUCCCGUGUGAGAACUGCCAGGAACUGUACAUAUUUUGCACUUUUUCAUGUUUCUCAUUGAACUGAACUUUGAUAAAACGACUUUUCUAAGCUUUUUUUCUGUACUUGGUGUCAAGGACAUGCAUACUGUAGUCCAUAUCUAUAUGGCAAUCAGAAAUUAAUCAAAAAGUGAUGCAUUGGUAAUGACUUUUUGUAAAUUUGGAAAUCUUUGCUACCAAUUAUUGAGAAAAAUCAUUUUUCAGUGGAGCUGGAACAGAUUGGAGCUACAAGCUCCAGGAGCAAUAAGAACUGUCCCCUGUUUAUAAUGGGUGUAAACAGUUUUGUAGAAUAAUGUUAGCACCAGACUUAACCUAAAAAUUUCUAUAGCAGUGGCUGUGCUUCCCUGCUCAAUGGUUUUUAUGAAGCUCUUUACCUCAACACACAUCACUAUAAUCACUUUAUACAGAGAGGUUAUUUCUUUUUGUUGCAUUACUAUUCUUUUGGAACUUUGGGACCAGAUUUCCAAAAUGGUGCCGAUCACUGGAGAGAAGUAAGAAUGUCACUGAAUUGCAGGGUUUCUGGAGGCUUUUCUGUACCUGCCACCCAGGGCUAAAGUAACAUCAGAGGCCUAAAGUUGUCCCAAAAGUAUGUGAUUGGCAACUGCAGACCAAAAAACAUAUAUACAAUUCUGGACUUUUGGCCCUGUGCGAUGGUCUGGUGUGCUGCAUUUAAAAUGCUUAUUCAGGACCAGUUCUUUAUUGCUCCAUGACCAUAGUGAAUAGAACAAAUCGCAGAACCCCACCAUGGAGCUCAAUCCUGUUAGUCACUUUUGUCACCUCCACAUCUCCUUCUCACUGGUGAUAACAUGCCUCAUGUACUCCACUUGUUCCCACCUUACGAUUGAGCCAAGCUCAGCCUGCCACCAGCAUGCUCUGCAAGACUGAAGAGUCAUCCUGAAGACCCCUAAAGGUCAGUGGGAAAAGGAUGGCUGGAGAGACAUUACAAUUAGCUGUGUAAUUGUUUCUGUGAAAUUAUUUCACUUAUGUUUACUUUAGACUAACAGGAAAUUAAGAGUCCUAAAUCUACCCCUAUGCCAAAUCAUUCCAAGUAGAUAAUUUUAUGUGCAUCUCAAGGGUUAGCACCCUAAGGCAUGCUUGUGGGGCAUUAGAAAAUGAGAUUUUUUUUUUUUUUAAAGCAGAGCCUCCUAAGAACAUCAAAGUUGGUCCUAGCAAAAUAUAUAAAGUCCCUAAAGCAACUUAUACUUGAAACUUUUUUUUUUUUUUUUUUUUUUUAGAGGGGGGCCUCAUUCUGUUGCUUGUGCUGGAAUACAUCGGUACAAUCAUAGCUCACUGUUACCUCUUGGCCUCAAGGGAUCCUUCCAUCUCAGCCUCCCUAGUAGCUAGAACUACAGGUGUGCACCACCACGCCCGGCUAAUUCUUAAAUUUUGUUUUUGUAGAGACAGGAUCUCACUGUGUUGCCCAAGAUGGUCUCAAACUCCUGGCCCCAAGCAAUCCUCCUGCCUUGGCCUCCUCGAAUGCUGAGAUUACAGGCCUGAGCUACUGUGCCCAGCCUAAACUUUCCCACUUCUCUCUGUGGCUUCUUUCCAACCUCUCUCCUUCCUCUCCCCAAGUCCUGUUUCUUUGAAGCUGGUAACUGAAUUUAAGAUGAUAUCUGGUUGGGGUUUAAGGUUUGAGCCUCCCAAGGGUCUGUGCAUUUUGAAAGGAGAUUUCUAAAAAUAAUUAAGGUGCCCUAACUCCUUUCCUUAUGAUUCCUACUCCGAAACCUGGAUGGUUAGGAGCCCAGGGCUCCCUGAUUUCCAGAGCUAUAUCCUGUUGGACCUUUGCCAACAGACCUGGCACUUAUGGGUUAUUGUUAUAAAUCUAAUUCUCUAAUAUUUUUUACAUGUUUCACUUUGAAUAAGCAAAUGAAGAAUCAGUUUUCUAAUACGACUUUAUCCUCAGGCUAGAGACUGAGGAUAGCCUAUUUGGUAGCUAGAGCUAGCCUAUUUGGUAAAUCAUACAUUACUUAGGUAUAUUUAUUACUAUAACCAGGUGGAGCUUCCAUGUUUAAGCUGGGUAUAUGAUGGAUUUUUGUUAAAAUGUGCCUUAAAAAGCCUAUUACUUCAAGAGCAAAUGAUUCUUUGGGGGAAAGGCAAAAAUAAUUCUAUGACAUAGGGCCCAAGUUCAUGGUAGUAGGUGCACUCUUUGAUUAAUCACACGCUAAUAUAGAUUACUGCCUCUAACUUUGUAAGAGUGGCAAUGAAUGACUUCUUAAAGAAAGAUGCAGGAGUUAUGUCUAAGCGUUCAGUUUUUCAAAUCUGUGUUAUUGGAAAUGUCUUCAAGUCAUUUUGCAUUGUAUUUUUGAUAUGAGAGGCAGCUUAUUGCGAUGUGUAUGGCCAUGUUUAAUUCUCAAAUUUAAUUCUAUAAAUACAAAGCCUAAAUACAUAGCUACAGCAACUGCACUGGGACAUUUCUGCUUGGUUUUAGGGAUUGAGAACUUGCCUUGCAGGUUUCCUUCCUCAAAAGGAGUAGGGCAGUCCUUUGCCUAUUGAGUCAAUUAGAAUUUUUACAUAGAGGUGAGACUGUGAAUUAUUUUGGUUAUUUUCAGUGAUGUAGAUUAGUGUGAAUGACCAGGGUGGAAUGUUUUUGAAGGAAUAUAAAGCAAAAAACGGCUGACAUUCACAAACUGUUCUUUUGUGAACAUAUUUUGGACCCUUAAAUAUGACUCAAAUCACAGCAAUAUUGUUACAUACGGGUUAUAUGCCAACUCUGUUUGAAAUAUACUCUGGAAAAACAGCUGAAUUGUCUUGGUUAUUAAAGUAUGGUAUGCAUUCAACUUGUACAGACUGGAUGUAAUUUGUAAUCAGGUAUAGCUCAUGUUUUACUUUAAGCAGUACAUCACUUAUAACCAUUGUUAAGCCAUUGCUUUCAAGAAUGUUAACUGCCAAUUUAAAAGCAUGUGUCCUGGGUUCAUGCUUUGGUAAAGCUCUCAUUUCAAGUGUAUUCAUAACUAAGCUUUCUGGGAGCAGAAUGGUCUCUUUGGAGAAAAGGAAGUACAGCCUUUCCUGUUUCUGAGGUUGCUUACCAUACAUGUAUGUCACUGUUUCAUUGGCCCUGUUACAUCCAUUUGGUAAAAUUUAUUUGUCCUGAUUAACCAGCUCUCAUUUUAUGGAAAUGAUGAUAAAUCUCACUACUUAAAUUUAAUUUAUGCUUUUAUUUUUAAACUCUCUUACAUCUCCACAUUUUUGACGGGUACAUACCAGUUAGGGCUGUAGAACUGUUACUUCAGUAAACUUCAGAUAUUAACUCUUGCUGCUGUGGCCCUAAUCCCCUAGUCAUAUGGAAAUCCUUUUCCUAACUGUUUACCUUAUCAUUCUUAACUUUGCUUAGUAAGAUUCCAUCCUACAAUGACCUUUUUCAGAUCCCCUAGGAGUUCUCAGAGAGGGGCUAGCAUUAGAUGUUAUAUCUCAAAUAUGAAAUCCUGUUCCUGAUUGGAAAACCUGAUCUGAAAUAAUUAUUUCCAAGAUUUUACAUCAGUAGUGAUGUUGAGCUUAAGAGAAAGAAAAUUUUGUCUUCAACAGAAGUAUUUAGUAGUAAUACUGAUUGAGUACACACAAUAUGCCCCAGGCACUGCUCUGAAGUACUUUUGCAUAACUAAAAUUCAUAAAUCCAAGAGGUGAGUACUGUUACCAUUUCUAUUUUUCAGAUGAGGCAACCAAGGUCAAAAAGAUGAAAUAAUAACUUGCUCAAGAUCAUAUAGCUAGUAAGCCCACUUUCCCAACUACAACUAUAAGCAGCUUCACCAAAUGUUUUUAAAAAAUACCUUCCUUUCACAAAUAUGAAGAGGGGCACUUGGAGGAUUUUUCUGGUGGACUAAGACUACGGGGUGUGCCAUUUGAGGAUGCAAAAGGAGGGCGGUAUUGAGGAGAGUGUGUCAGAGCCCGCCAGAUUCAUUGGAGUUUAUCCACCUAAACUACUAAUUACUACAUGGGCAUGAAUGCUGGCAUAUUGAGAAAGAAGUACCUAUUCUUACAUGAGCUCCCCUGGCAUAUUUAUAGAACCAAUAGGAGCAGUCUUCUAAAUGUACUUCACCCAGAGAAGAAAGUCAAAGAUCAUGCAUUUUUAUUCCUAAUCCAUUAAAUAACUAAUGCUGAAGAUGGUAUUGUCUAAAUAUCUGAAGAAAAUAUAAAUACCUUUUACAGCCAUUUGGUUUUCUAAUAGGCAAUAGUAUAUUUCAAGCUCAGAAAAUUAAGAGAGAAUAAGCCUUUGGUCUUAACUGUAUUCAACUUUUCACCUUGAAAUUUCAAUAUGUGUAAAAAAAUAAAAUACUGAUCUGGAGUAAAAUCCAAAAAGGUAUAUUUCCAUCCUAAUUCUUUUUUGACCUUCAGAUCUAUAUCUUAAAUUGCAAUUAGCAUGCUUUUGCUAGAAUCUUCUAUAGGUGAAGAGCCUCAAAUCUAACAUGUCUAAAAUUGGCUUCCUUCUUGCUAAAUCACCUAUGAUGGUGUGACUUUCCUCCCUGUGGUUCUGCCAGACACUUGGGCCUCAUUCUUGACUCUUCCCUCCCCUCCUGUUCACCUGCAGUCAGUCACUCAGUUCUUUCAGCUCAGCCUUACAAAGGUCUAUUGAAUCUGUUCUCUCCAUCUCCUCUGCCAUUAUCUUGGUUUAGACCACCAUCUCCUUUUCACUUGGAUUUCAGUAGCGUUUUUUUUUUUUUUUUUUUUUUUUUUUUUUUUUUUUUUUUUUUUUGAGAGACAGUCUCAUUCUGUUGCCCAUGCUGGAGUGCAGUGGCAUGAUCCCAGCAUAGCAUAAUCUCAAACUCCUAGGCCCAAGUGAUUCUCCUGCUUCAGCCUCCCAAGUAGCUAGGACUACAGGUGUGCACCACCACACCUGGCUAUUUUUGUUUGUUUGUUUUUUUGUAGAGAUGGAAUGUCGCUAUGUUGCCCAGGCUGGUCUCAAACUCCUGGGCUCAAGUGAUCCUCCCACCUUGGGCUCCCAAAGUGCUUGGAUUAUAGACAUGAGCGACUGCAUCGGACCUUUCAGUAGCUGUUUAACCAGUGUCUCUCUACCCCAUUCAUCCAUCCAUCCAUCCAUCCAUCCAUCCAUCCAUCCAUCCAUCCCAGACCCCGAGUGGCCUCUCUGAACCACCACAAUUCUGACCUUCCUUGCUUCCUGACCUUCUUAAGCUUCCUUGCUUAACACCCUCCAGGUCUGCACCUCUCCAUGACUCCUAGAUAUCAGCCCAAACUCCUUAGCAAAGUUCACAAGACCCUGCUCCCUGGCCUUGCUGCAUCUCCGGACUUGGUUUAUUCUCCCUCAAUGUGUUGAGGACAAGCAUGCCCAAGAGCGUGGGGUAAAUAAAAGGAGCCAUGAGUUUUGAUUCUUUUGUCAAUAAUGAUUGCUAAAUCUCCUAUGAUGGUGUGACUUUCUGAGGGAAAUUAACAAUGUUCUUUUAUCCAACAGAUAUUUAUAGGGUUCCAAUUAUAUUCCAGACUCUGUGCUAGAGAAAUGGCUAAAAGGCAGAUACUGGAGAUGAGAGGAUUUUAAUAUCUAAAAAUAAUGAAAGAUAAACUAAUUUUUGAUAGGUCCUUAUAGAUGUCAGUUUUUAGAACUGCAGUUGUGUAGGACUUUACCACUGUGCGCAGCAGAGGCCAUGGAUAAUAACUAGCAUCCAAGAAAUUGAGUUGUUCAACCAAUAGAUCACUAGCUAUAUUUACUAUUAAUUUAAUGUAAGACUAAAUAGAAGAAGUAGGCUGUAAAUUGGAAAUGUUUAUUGACAUGUAGUGCUUUUCCUUGUAAUUAAGAGGUGAAUUAUCUUAAAAGUAGGAAGUUUUAAAUGUUAUUUUAAUAUUCAUACUUUUCCAGCUUAAUACAUAUAUGACAUCAAUAUCACUUCCAGAAUUAGAUUUAAUAAAAAGUUUAUUUGGUCGAGCGCAGUGGCUCACAUCUGUAAUCCCAGCACUUUGGGAGGCUGAGGUGGGCGGACCAUGAGGUCAGGAGUUCAAGACCAUCCUGGCCAACAUAGUGAAACCCCGUCUCUACUAAAAAUAUACAGAAUUAGCCCGGUGUGGUGGUGUGUGCCUGUAAUCCCAGCUACUCAGGAGGGUGAGGCGGGAGAAUCGUGUGAGCCCAGGAGGCAGAGGUUGCAGUGAGCCGAUAUCGCGCCAUUGCACUCCAGCCCAGGCGACAGUGCGAGACUCCAUCUCAAAAAAAAAAAAAAAAGUUUAUUUUACUUUUCUACCCUUUUCAAUCUGUUCAUACCAGGGAACUAUUAAUAAGAGUGUCGCCUAAGAAUGUUUAUAUUCUCUUAACAUGUCAUGAGGAACAGUAGAAUAUGUGAGAAAAAUCUGAUGGUAAAUGCAGAACUCUUUCACAUCGUUCAGAAUUUUGAAAGGCUAGGUGAUUUUAAAAUGUGUCAUACUUGUCCUAGAGGUCCUCAAAAGACCUACUUUUAUCGUAAAUUACAGUUAAGUUCAGGCAGUGAUCUUAUUUUAGUUGUAUCAUCAGUAUUUUGCAAUAGUCCUGGGAAAGUGAAAAUAUGAGCUCUAGUAGUCUCGUUCACGAUUUUGAGAUACCAAUUUGAAGUAUCAUAUUAUUCCAAGAAACAACUUAAUUCCACGAUUUAAAAAAAAAAAAUCCACAACAACAUUGUUAAGAACAGUGCAACAAAUAUUUACAAGUCAAUAGUCUUUUCUUUGUAGAAUAUUACAUUUAUGGUUUCAAUAAAUGAUUUAGCAGUUAAAGCUGAGAUGAAGUGUGGUUCUCAUAUUCAAUCUUGAAAAACUAAACCAUCUUUAAAAAGCAGAACAUCCAUGUGAACUCAUGCCUGAAGCCAUGUUUGAACGCUAGGUAAAAUUGCCCUGGGACAGAACUGUAGUUCACCUUUAUGAAAUCCAUUUUAAACUUGUUAUUGUGAGCCACAAUAAAUACAGUUCAUGUUGCAAACUAUCACACACUCAUACAAAUGUUACUAAAAAAAACUUACCAAGUUAUAUCCUCUCUACAUGCAAUACAUUCUGGUACUUUCUCUUUCAUUUGCUUUUUUAAAAAGGUCUCACAAUCCACUAAUGAGUCACAACCUGUGGUUUGUAAAGCAGUGUUAGAAUGAACCCAUUGGCCACAUCAGAAAUAUCUAAGGAUUUUCUUUCCAACCUAAAAUCUUUUCCUUCUCUGUUAAUUAAGAGAUCUUAACAAAUGGGAAAUUCUGAGUAAGUUCCUGAAUUUUUCUUUCAUUUGAUCACGGCUUUCUAGUGUUUACUAGAGUGGUUUUUCUUUUCACUGCCAUCCUUGGGUAUUUUUGUAUGCUGGGUUGUAUUAGGGGUGAACGGUUGAUGGGGUUGUAGGCCUGAGAGGAUCAUUUUUAUUACAGACUCUAUCCUUGACUAUAAUAUGAUAGCGUUACAUGGAGUUUAGUGACUCAUGAGCUCAUGGCUGACUCCUAAGGGGUCCUUUGUUAAUUCAGAUGACAUUGGUCUUAUCCGUUAUCAAGAAUCCAUGAGUUUGGCCGGGUGCGGUGGUUCAUGCCUGUAAUCCUAGUACUUUGGGAGGCCAAGGCGGGCAGAUCACAAAGUCAGGAGUUCAAGACCAGCCUGACCAACAUGGUGAAACCCCGUCUCUACUAAAAAUACAAAAAUUAGCCAGGUGUGGUGGCACGCACCUAUAAUCCCAGCCACUCAGGAGGUUGAGGCAAGAGAUUUGCUUGAAUCUGGGAAGCAGAGGUUGCAGUGAGCCGAGAUCGUGCCACUGCACCCCAGCCUGGGUGACAGAGCGAGACUCCGUCUCAAAAAAAAAAAAGAAUCCAUGAGUUUGCCCUUUUGUGCUAUUUUGAAAGGGAGCUGAUCCAGUGACUACAUUCAGGAGGGCUGGGGCAUUAACUGGUGUCCAGCUGCCUGAGACCUUGACCAUCUUGCUUCCUCAAUCUUUACUAAUAAGCUCCUGGGGCCAGCAGGGUUAUUCUAUUCUUCCAAAAUUGAGAGUCAUGAAACCAAGCCCCCUCUCAUGAAAGGCCAACUAUGACAGAGCAAUUUAAACCUCAGUCCCAUGCUAACCCUCAUCACCACGUGGAGAUGGAAUGGAGAAUUCCAUUCCUACAAGCUGCUUUUGUUUGCCUCCUGCUUUCAUUAUUGCCUAAGUUCCUAAAAGGGCUGCUACUCAGUCUUCUCCCCUCUGGCUUUGCAGAGAGCUAAGCCUCGUAGUACUCAACUUUCCUCACCUAGAUAGCCAAUAACCCGGAACUAAUUCUGGCCUUCUCCCAGACCGCUUAUAAGGUGGCCUUGGUAAUUAGGCUUUUGUUUCUUUUCCCUGGGAAGCAGUGCAGUAAAGGGGGUGACUGCGGGAGACCAGUCCUGUGUAUCUUUCCAUCUCCGUAGGAGAGGAAGGAAUUCACUUAGCUUUAUAAGGUGCAAGAAAUGGUGCCACCAAUCACAUAGUACUGUUUCAUUUAAUGCUCUAGGCCCAUAUUUUCCAAAGUUACCUGAUUUUAUGAAUCAUCUAGAGUGCUUAAGGAUGCAGAUUCCCAGCCCCAUCCCGGUCUUCUUCAAUCAGAAUCUCCAGGGAGAAAUACAGAAAUCUGUAUUUUUAAAUAAGGACCCUAGACAAUUCUCAUAAUUUGUGAGACACUGUUUUCUCUGUAGUUGUUUAAAGGGAUAGGGAGGGGAGAUGGUAGGGGAUUAGGGUUGCAAUCACCUAGGGGAGCUUUCUUGCAUCCUCCAUACCUACAUACACAUCAAUACCCCAAGUGUUAACAUUUUUUCCAACUUGAUUAUGCAGCUUUAAGAGUUUACAUUAUUUAACCUAUAUUUCAAAUGUAAACUUUUGUGAAUGUAAAUAAUUUUAAGUCUAUUUAAACCAUUUAUUGAUUCAGUAUUUAAAUACUCAUUUACAUCUAAUAUCACAAAUUAUGCAAAUGGUACUAAUUUAGAAAAAUUGGUUUUUCCUCAAACAAUUUUAUUCAAAUACUUCACAUGCAUCGUUUACAACUGGGUCUUUAUCAUCACUGAAACAACAUUGUGAGUCCUCUAACAGUUCCCUCCUAGUUAUCUAAGGUAGAGCAUGCCUCACAUUGAGUAGAAUGCUGUCAGUGGAGAUUUUACUACGUCUCAAGAACCAUUUGUUAAACAUCAGGGUUUUUUUCCUACGUAUUCAUAAUCACCAUAAAUAAGUACUUCUUGUAUUUCUCUGUUCAAUAAUUAUUUAAAAGCCUACUUAAUGAUCUCCAAUACUUGUUAUCCAAAGUCACACCCUCAGGAAUAAUUAAUCAAUAUGUCUUUGCCUUUUUCCCCUGAUUUUGCUAGGUGACCUUUAUAAGACAGAAAAUUGCCAUUACUUGUGGCCCUUUCACGUCAUAUUGUCUUCCUGAAGAGUAUUUUGUUCAAAAAGGACAAAGACAAAAACACAAGGUGACUCUCUUUUCUGAGGAAUUAUAUUUUUGGAAAAAUUUUGCUUUCCAUUCUGCAUAUAUGGUAUAUAUUACUAUUUAAUAGCAUCCGUACCCACCCCCUUUUUUUGUGUAGAGACAGGGUCUCACCAUGUUAGCCAGGCUGGUCUUGAAUUUCUGGCCUCAAGCGAUCCUCCCACCUCCACCUCCCAAAGUUUUGGGAUUACAGGUGUCAGCCAUUGCGCCCAGCCAGCAUCUGUACCUAAACCCAACUUGAAUUCCCCAGAGAAGUUAAACUGGCUCCAGUAUUUUCUCACAAGAUGCUAGAAGGCAGAUUGUGGCAUACCUAUACCUUCUGGUUGGUUAGUGCUGAAAAAAGUACAGGACUACUUUUGAGAAGUUGACGAUGUGGUUAUCAUUCAAAGUUUGCCUAUAAUUGUAACUUGGGUUUUAAUGGGAAGCAGUGUAGUACUGAUUGUUCUGAAGACAAUAAUAUUGUCAAAAUGCCCCGUGGCUGCAGAAUUACUGUAAGAAUUUCAUAAAUCAUGUAUAUGCUGAGCAUUGUCUGGAGACUGAAGAAUGUUUCUCAUAUCUAUGACAAUAUUUUUUGGAAGUUUGUAGAUGCUAUAAUCGUGAAUAAAAUACAAAUUUGUUUAAAAGUA
Messenger RNA from Pongo pygmaeus (Bornean orangutan), 11774 nucleotides. RefSeq names its product Ras related GTP binding D (gene RRAGD). The record is from RefSeq and is a predicted model, not a curated record. Gene Ontology annotation, molecular function: GTP binding; GTPase activity. Gene Ontology annotation, biological process: positive regulation of TORC1 signaling; negative regulation of autophagy; cellular response to starvation. The coding region runs from base 292 to 1494 and encodes 400 amino acids. Gene Ontology annotation, cellular component: Gtr1-Gtr2 GTPase complex; lysosome; nucleus. The transcript has 7 exons. Lineage: Eukaryota; Metazoa; Chordata; Mammalia; Primates; Hominidae.